Molecule: messenger RNA, 3225 nt
Organism: Myripristis murdjan (pinecone soldierfish)
Lineage: Eukaryota; Metazoa; Chordata; Actinopteri; Holocentriformes; Holocentridae
Product: spindlin-1-like
Exons: 5
Coding region: 160-867 (235 amino acids)
Biological process (GO): gamete generation
Source: RefSeq, a predicted model, not a curated record
CGCUCGCUGGGAAAUGUAGUUUUUUCCCCCUCGUCCUCCCAUUUUCCACAGGUUUCGCGAGGUUUGCAUGGGCGGGUUGUGUGUGGCUACAUUUCUCUGCCAGACGAACUGAACAAUAUUGAUAUGAAAUCUGCGUAAAGCCUUUGAAUUUCUGGAGGCAUGUCCAAGAAAAGGGGCAGAAAGCGGAGUAGCGGGGAACUGAGUGACACAGUAACCCCAGACCCCAACUGUAUUCUGGGCGUCCGUAUUCAGCACAACUGGCGUGAGAAGGGGAACCAGAGCAAAUGGAAGGGCACGGUGCUCGACAGGCUCAGCGUGAACCCCUCUCUCUUCAUGGUCAAGUACGAUGGCUUUGACUGCGUCUAUGGCAUCGAGCUGUUCAAGGAUGAAAGGGUGUCAAACCUGCAAGUCCUCACAGAAAAAGUUGUAAACAACAAGAUCAAGAUACCUCACGGGGCUGAGGAGCUAGUGGGCAAAGCAGUGGAGCAUCUCUUUGAAAAGGAAGAUGGAGAGAAGAAUGAAUGGAGGGGCAUGGUCCUCUCCAGAGCUCCAAUCAUGACCAACUGGUAUUAUAUCACUUAUGAGAAGGACCCAGUGCUUUAUAUGUACCAGCUGUGGGAUGACUAUGCUGAUGGCGACCUGAGGAUUCUGCCUGAAGCAGAAAACAAGCACCUGUUGCCUGCAGACAGGAAGCCAGGCGAGGAGACGGAGAGUCUGGUAGGGAAGCAGGUGGAGUACGUUACUGACAAGGGUGUGAAGAGAACAGGCCUGGUCAUCUACCAGGUCCCAGCCAAGCCCUCUGUCUACUACAUCAAAUAUGAUGAUGACUUUCACAUCCAUGUCUAUGACCUGGUCAAAACCACCUAGAUAUGAUGGACACUUUAUCUCACCCUCCAGUCCCCCUCCAUCUGCUUAAUUUUCAUUCAUUAGCAUCUCUCAUUCAAAGCCUUGGCAGGGUUGAACAGAUAAUAUGUUUUAUUGUUCAGAAAAAUGUGUAAUCUUUUUUUGGUAUGCACAGCAGAACUGUAGCAUUGCUAUGCUAGGCCAUUAGGAGGAAGGAGAGAUCUUCUACACAUGUGAGAGGUGUACCUCUUGGUUGUUGCUGCUUUACUUAGUAGUUUCAGUUUGGACAGUCCAGGAGUGCUCUUGCCCAACAGCUACAAAGUGCAGUUAUUACUGCAUUUGCAUUUCUGUCCCUAAGACUCUCACAAAUCUGUUCUUAUUCAACAUAGUUACACUGGCGACAUCCAAAAAUGUAAUAAAAUGUUAAAAAUGCUGCCCCAACUAGCCAUUUAAAGCAAUAUCUCUUUGAUAAGCAUGAUGCAAUUAUAAAUACGCCUUUCAUAGACUAGUUAAUACUUUCGGUGACCAGUGAAGUCUAAAGCUGCAAGACGAAAUGUUAUAUUGCAACUUAAUAUCACCAUAUCAGAAAAGCGGGUUUGUUAUUAAACGGCUCAUUUUAUUGAUUCAUGUCUAGGUUCAUGAACAGUUAAUCCCAAUUUACAGUUCUGCAGACUGGAUGGCUUACACAUGGUUGCACCAGCCUAUGUGAAGAACGGUGCCAUAAAUAAACCACACUGGCGUGCUUUAUAGAGGCCUGCCUCAGAGGCAGUUACUGCCAUAGUGUGCAUCGACAGAUCAAGAGUGUGUAUCUAGCCAUCCAAACAGAAUAUCGAAUCAGAGGUUAGUAUUAGAAGGGGUGAGUGGAGGUAGCAUUGAAACAUCACCUGAAUGUGGCCCUUGUACAUUAGACAAUGAUGAAGCCGCCACUGAUUCACAAGGUUAUUCUCAUUUGGAUAUACAGCCCUGCAGCAACCCCUUUUGAUCAUAUUUAGUAUUACAGCAUUAAUGGCUAUCUGAGUAAAGCCCCCCCCCCUUCCUCUAACGUUGAAGGCAGGUUUCUACAUAGGCGCUGACACUAGUUUAACAGCCCAAGGAACAGCAGAUUCUUUUUAUUGGUUAUGAAGAGGCAGUUUGCGAAAUUCUCACACAAAUUUGAUCCCACACAAAUCAUAAAGUGCCUUCAGGCUUGUCAUGUUGCAAUAUUGUAUAUAUAUCUGCUAUUUGCGCUCCUAGCCUAACAAAGCUUAUGAAGGCCACUAUUUGGUCUUUAUUAUUCGUUGAAGAGUUAGAUGCUCUAACAAAAAUUGUGACACUGACAGCUUGAGAAAAGUUUUGCAACCAUCAAUUUAUAUUAGAGGAUAUGUGCAAUGUUUUGCUGUUAAUGCAGUAUGAACAUGUUCUUCAAAUAUAACAUGCUUCGUCAUUGGUUGUAUAAUCUCAUUGUUGGUGAUAUUGUGGGGAGCGCUUGAUUAUAUAUUGUAUAAAAUUUAUAUGUUUAGGUUGUGGUACGCUAUAUUGUUUCCCAACAUGAUUUUUUGCUCAAGAAAAUGUGGCAAAAUAUGCUUUAUGUCACCGCAUGAAGAAACUUAAAAGUUAUUUGUUAUAACACAUUCAGCUUACAGUAUUUAAUCUGUAAAAUUUGUGUAAAAUGUACUGUAAUGUUGGCUGUUGUGAUUACUCUCAUUUAUGUGAAUAUCCCAUUAAAACACCACCAGCUUUUAGUAUAAAAAAAAGUCCUCAGUAUACAAAAAUAUUAAUGUGUAUAUCAAAGAUAUUAUAUGACAUAGACCAGUUUAUCAAGGCAGCAACUAAAAUUUGGGCCUUAGUCUUCAUAACUGUCUCUUAGACAUGAGACCUACGCCUAUGGUAUACAGUUUCAUCCCAAAUUUGCCAUUAUAUCCUAGAUGCAGGAAUAGGUCCCACCCUGUCUUCUCCAAGCCAUUCAGUGUAUCCAUCAGUAAACUAGUUGAUUGGUAGGUAUACUGUGACUUUACAUGCUGUGAUUUUUCAUGCUUUUCUAUUACUUGGCUGUCAAAAAUUUGCAUGCAUCAUUUGCAUAGUGAAGCCUCAGUUAUUUUGGCAGUGGAAGAGUGAAAAUGUCCGGCAGAAGCAGGCCUGUUUAUUAAACCCACAUUAUGAAAAAGGAAAAAGAAAAUAACACUUUAAUUUGAUAAGGUGACAAAAAAGAAGUCCAUGUUUAAGUUGGGCUGUAUCACCACCAGUGGUGCUGUGGUGUGUUGAGUAGAGUGGAAUUCCAAAUGACUGUGUGCACUCGUCACCCUUUUAAUCACUUCUCUUUCCUGUUUUGAAGUUGUAGCCGCAUUCACAGGCAAUUUGUGUCAUUAUUCUGUCAUGGGUAAUAAUAAAGAUUUUUGCACAUUU